AUGCUUGAAGAAACAAUAUAUCCGACAAUUACGACACUGCUGGCCCGUUUACUUGCUGAACAUUCAGAUUUUCCAAUUCGAACAGAAUCUACUCUUCUGAAGAAGAUGAAAGAAAUCGGUUUUCAAUAUCGAAGAACAGCAACAGUCAGAAUAGCUCUUGAUUCGAUCACGUUUACGUCUCAGAGGGCCACAUAUUUUCAAAGUCUCGAUGAUCUUCGCACCAAUGGCGGGCAGAUUUACUAUAAUGAUGAAACUUGGUCUAACGCUGGUGACGAAAAGCGUUCCAUCUGGUUGAGUAAUCGUGGGGAGGGCCGUUUACGGAAGAAUGAUGACAAAGGAAAACGAUUAGCAAUCUCGGCAAUGAUUAAUAACAAUGGCGUUGACAUAGACACAGUUGAUAUUUUUUCAUGUGAUGAAGAUCAUUCUAUGAACAGUAGUCAUUUUAUUGAAUGGCUUCGAAAAGCAGCCGAACAUUUACGCCAGCAAUAUUGCGAGUCAACUCAAAUCUGUAUCGUUUUGGAUAACGCGCGCUCGCACAACGAACUGUGCGAUGAUGCUAAACCACCAAAGCGAUCGUGGAGAAAAAAUGAAAUCGAGCAGUGGCUCCAACGAAGAGAAAUAAAAUAUGAAACCUGUCAGAAGAAAGCCCAAUUGUUGGAAUUAGCUAUUGCUAAUGCUCCACCUAAGAAAUUCAAGGCCAACAUGGUAGCAGCCGAAUUUCAAUGUACAACUGCUUCGCCUGCCUGUUAA
Molecule: messenger RNA, 750 nt
Organism: Rotaria sp. Silwood2
Lineage: Eukaryota; Metazoa; Rotifera; Eurotatoria; Philodinida; Philodinidae
Source: the annotation of a GenBank genome assembly